AAAAGAAGCAGCUGUUACCAGCAAAGUUUAGGUUAAAGUUUUUCGCCGGCUAGUAAAAAAAUACAUUUAAACAGAUUUACUAACUUUGUAUACAUUGGAAGUGGUCUAAGGAUGAUGGCAGACAAAUCUAUGAGUAACUGACGAGGAUCAAGAGUAAUGAACAUGCUUGCCAGUUAACGCCCAAGCAGUAUCUGAGGGCCUGUAGCUAUGGGCACACAGUUCACAAUCGAUGACGCGUUCGUCCUGGAGGGGGAGGAGGACGGUGUGGUGCCUGGAGAGGAUGUGGGGGACUGGAAGGGGAGAGAGAAGGAUGGCGGGGGAGAGAUGACGUUUGGACCUCUUUCUUUUGCCAAAACACAAACGUCUGGACCCACCGGCACUCCUGAACAUAGUAAUCUGAAAUAUCAGAACCUGGAAAAUGAAGAUGCCUUUGGUGGCACUGUCAACUCUUCUUUCAAUAACUUCUUCAAAAUCAGCGAUCCUGCUACUCUGUCCUACUGCAGCUCUCAGUGGUCAUUCAGCACGCUCAGCUCAGUCACACAGCUGUCUGCUCACUGCUGCGGGUGGACGUCUCACCCGCUGGUGAAGAAGAACAGACGAGUCGUUCUUGCCUCAUUCCUCCUCUUAAUCACUGGAGUUGCUUUGAUCUUUACAGGCAUUGUCAUACAGUUAAACCCUCACGCAGGAGUUUCAAGUGCAAUUUUCUUUGUUCCUGGAUUUCUUCUCUUCAUUCCUGGAGUCUAUCACGUGAUCUAUAUAAGCUGUGCAGUUCGGGGACGAAGAGGAUUCAAGUUCUUUUAUUUGCCGUACUUUGAGAAGUAAACCGUUUUUCUUCGAAUCAUCCAGACUGGUGGUCUGGAUUGCCCACCAUUUCAAACCCCUCUAAAAUGAAGUAAGGGGAUGACCUACUUUCACAAGCUCACUUACUUGUGGUUUUCUAAAAAAUUUCUUCUUUGUUUUGGUAAAAGCCAGUCUGUACACAGGUCUAAGUAUAACCUCUACAGAUAAAAAAACAAACAAACUGUGAUUUAGGAGUGUCAAGUGCAACAAUAUACAAUCAUCUGU
Molecule: messenger RNA, 1065 nt
Organism: Carassius carassius (crucian carp)
Lineage: Eukaryota; Metazoa; Chordata; Actinopteri; Cypriniformes; Cyprinidae
Gene: tmem134
Product: transmembrane protein 134
Exons: 8
Coding region: 208-822 (204 amino acids)
Source: RefSeq, a predicted model, not a curated record